Molecule: messenger RNA, 6851 nt
Organism: Cervus elaphus (red deer)
Lineage: Eukaryota; Metazoa; Chordata; Mammalia; Artiodactyla; Cervidae
Gene: SRGAP2
Product: SLIT-ROBO Rho GTPase activating protein 2
Exons: 24
Coding region: 679-3933 (1084 amino acids)
Biological process (GO): signal transduction; negative regulation of cell migration
Cellular component (GO): cytoplasm
Molecular function (GO): protein binding
Source: RefSeq, a predicted model, not a curated record
CUGUGGAGUUGGCAGAGGCUCCUCGGGGGACUAGGGGGACCGAUCUGCGUAGAAGCGGGUGGCAGGGACGAGAGGGGAGGAGAGCUCCGAGUGGGAAGCGGAGCCGGGGGCGCAGGACCCGUCGCGUCAGAGCCAGGCAAGUGAACCGGAGCAAACGACUUCCGAUCCAGUCUGCGCUGCUGCGACUCCCGUUUGGGAUUUGAUUUGCAGCAUCUUCGAGCCUGUGCAACAAAAACCCGCGAAACACGCCCAGCCCUCCCCCGGCACCCCGAUACGCACCCACUCUCUCCCGGGGACCCAGCUGGGCGAGUCCACACCGCCGCACCCUCACACCAUGUUGUGCGGAAGGACUUCCACUCCCUGCCUGUGUCGUUGAUGUCAGACCCCAGGCCAGCCUUCGGGCGCUGCAGUUCUCCCGGCUAAUGCUGAGGCUGCGGCUCGGGCUCUAGCACAGGAACCAGCCGCCGCCGCGCCCGGCCCCAGCGCCCACCGCCUGCAUGUGCCCGCCGUAGCCGCCUGCCCAGCCCGCAGCCCGCGCUCCCCGGAGCGCUGGAGACCACCGCGGGGGGCCCCUUCUGCCCUCUGGAGAAACGGUCUUGGAGGUAUUGAUUUCGGCGGUUGGAUUUUUCCCGUGGAUCUAUCAAUUCACAAUUCGAAUUUGGAAGAAAGAAGGAAAACAUGACGUCUCCAGCCAAAUUCAAAAAGGAUAAGGAGAUCAUAGCAGAGUACGAUACUCAGGUCAAAGAGAUCCGUGCUCAGCUCAUAGAGCAGAUGAAAUGCCUGGACCAGCAGUGUGAACUCCGGGUACAGCUGUUGCAGGACCUCCAGGACUUCUUCCGUAAGAAGGCUGAGAUCGAGAUGGACUACUCCCGCAACCUGGAGAAGCUGGCAGAGCGCUUCCUGGCCAAGACAAGGAGCACCAAGGACCAGCAGUUCAAGAAGGAUCAGAAUGUUCUCUCUCCAGUCAACUGCUGGAAUCUCCUCUUAAACCAGGUGAAGCGGGAGAGCAGGGACCACACCACGCUGAGUGACAUCUACCUGAAUAAUAUCAUUCCUCGAUUUGUCCAAGUCAGCGAGGACUCAGGAAGACUCUUUAAAAAGAGUAAAGAAGUCGGCCAGCAGCUCCAAGAUGAUCUGAUGAAGGUCCUGAAUGAGCUGUACUCGGUCAUGAAGACAUAUCACAUGUACAAUGCCGACAGCAUCAGUGCUCAGAGCAAGCUAAAGGAGGCGGAGAAGCAGGAGGAGAAGCAAAUUGGAAAAUCUGUGAAGCAGGAGGACCGGCAGACCCCACGCUCCCCUGACUCCACGUCCAACGUCCGCAUUGAGGAGAAGCAUGUCCGGAGGAGCUCAGUGAAGAAGAUCGAGAAGAUGAAGGAGAAGCGCCAAGCCAAGUAUACGGAGAAUAAGCUGAAGGCCAUUAAAGCCCGGAAUGAGUACUUACUGGCCUUGGAAGCCACCAAUGCCUCUGUCUUCAAGUACUACAUCCACGACCUGUCUGACCUUAUUGAUCAGUGCUGUGACUUAGGAUACCACGCCAGCCUGAACCGCGCGCUGCGCACCUUCCUCUCUGCUGAGCUGAACCUGGAACAGUCGAAGCACGAGGGUCUGGACGCCAUCGAGAACGCUGUGGAAAACCUGGACGCCACCAGUGACAAGCAGCGCCUCAUGGAGAUGUACAACAACGUCUUCUGUCCACCGAUGAAGUUUGAGUUCCAGCCCCACAUGGGGGACAUGGCAUCCCAGCUCUGUGCCCAGCAGCCCGUCCAGAGUGAGCUGGUACAGAGAUGCCAACAACUGCAGUCUCGCUUAUCCACACUGAAGAUCGAGAAUGAAGAGGUAAAGAAGACGAUGGAGGCCACUCUGCAGACCAUCCAGGACAUUGUGACCGUUGAGGAUUUCGAUGUCUCUGAUUGCUUCCAGUACAGCAACUCUAUGGAAUCCGUCAAGUCCACGGUCUCAGAAACUUUCAUGAGCAAACCCAGCAUCGCCAAGAGGAGGGCCAACCAGCAGGAGACGGAGCAGUUCUACUUCACGAAAAUGAAGGAGUACCUGGAGGGCAGGAACCUCAUCACCAAGCUACAAGCCAAGCACGACCUUCUCCAGAAAACCCUGGGAGAGAGUCAGCGGACAGACUGCAGUCUGGCCAGGCGAAGCUCAACGGUGAGGAAACAGGAUUCCAGCCAGGCAAUUCCUCUGGUGGUAGAAAGCUGUAUCCGGUUUAUCAGCAGACACGGGCUCCAGCAUGAAGGAAUUUUCCGGGUGUCAGGAUCCCAGGUGGAAGUGAAUGACAUCAAAAAUGCCUUUGAGAGAGGAGAGGACCCCCUGGCUGGGGACCAGAAUGACCACGACAUGGACUCCAUAGCCGGCGUCCUGAAGCUGUACUUCCGGGGCCUCGAGCACCCGCUCUUCCCCAAGGACAUCUUCCACGACCUGAUGGCCUGCGUCACAAUGGACAGCCUGCAGGAGCGAGCUCUGCACAUCCGGAAGGUCCUCCUGGCCCUCCCCAAAACCACUCUGAUUGUCAUGAGAUACCUCUUUGCCUUCCUCAAUCAUUUAUCACAGUUCAGUGAAGAGAACAUGAUGGACCCCUACAACCUCGCCAUCUGCUUCGGGCCCUCACUGAUGUCGGUGCCUGAGGGCCACGACCAGGUGUCCUGCCAAGCGCACGUGAACGAGCUGAUCAAAACCAUCAUCAUCCAACACGAGAAUGUCUUCCCCAGCCCCCGGGAGCUGGAGGGCCCCAUCUACAGCAGAGGAGGGAGCACGGAGGAUUACUGUGACAGCCCUCACGGAGAGACUACCUCGGCUGAGGACUCAACCCAGGAUGUGACCGCAGAGCACCACACCAGUGAUGACGAGUGUGAGCCCAUCGAGGCCAUUGCCAAGUUUGACUAUGUGGGCCGCACAGCCCGAGAGCUGUCCUUCAAGAAGGGGGCAUCUUUGCUGCUUUACCAGCGGGCUUCCGACGACUGGUGGGAAGGCCGGCACAACGGCAUCGACGGUCUCAUCCCCCAUCAGUACAUCGUGGUCCAAGACACCGAGGACGGUGUCGUGGAGAGGUCCAGCCCCAAGUCUGAGAUUGAGGUCAUUUCUGAGCCACCUGAAGAAAAGGUGACAGCCAGAGCGGGGGCCAGCUGUCCCAGUGGGGGUCAUGUAGCCGAUAUUUAUCUUGCAAACAUCAACAACACCUUACAUCUCAAGAAAUCAAAGCCUAUGACCACCAAGCAGAGGAAGCGGCCAGAAUCUGGGAGCAUCCGGAAAACGUUUCGGAGCGAUGGCCACGGGCUGAGCAGUUCCCUGACUGAUUCCGCCUCCCCGGGGGUGGGGGCUAGCUGCCGCCCGUCUUCCCAGCCCAUCCUGAGCCAGAGCCUCCCCAAGGAAGGGCCGGAUAAGUGUUCCAUCAGUGGGCAUGGAAGCCUCAACUCCAUCAGCCGCCACUCGUCGCUGAAGAAUCGGCUGGACAGUCCACAGAUCCGGAAGACGGUGACAGCAGGAAGGUCAAAAAGCUUCAAUAACCACCGGCCCAUGGACCCUGAGGUCAUUGCACAGGAUAUUGAGGCGACCAUGAACUCUGCCCUGAAUGAGCUGCGGGAGCUGGAGCGGCAGAGCAGCGUCAAGCACGCGCCGGACGUGGUUCUGGACACCUUGGAGCCCCUCAAGACCUCCCCCGUGGUGGCGCCCACGUCGGAGCCCUCCAGCCCGCUGCACGCCCAGCUGCUCAAGGACCCGGAGCCGGCCUUCCAGCGCAGCGCCAGCACAGCGGGGGACAUCGCCUGCGCCUUCCGGCCCGUCAAGUCUGUCAAGAUGGCGGCGCCCCUCAAGCCUCCGGCCACGCGGCCCAAGCCCGCCGUCUUCCCCAAAACGAACGCCACCAGCCCGGGCGUCGGCUCCUCCGCCUCCCCACAGUCCACUGACAAGUCUUGUACUGUCUGAGGGGCGUAAUUUAAUUCUCCUAGACAAGGGGACUAGAGGGACUGACUGUUAUUAAAAACCUUCCUAUUUAACUAGUUGGGGACUUCAGUUGAAACUUAGGUUCUAAGUUGUUCUUGCCUUCCCGUCACCCAAAACCUUGAGAAUGAAGCCCUCGGUAUCGCCCUGCCCCCGGCCCCCUGCCGCCCCCAGCCGUCGUAACCCAGCCAGCUACAGUACAUGCAGUCCUUAGGUUAGCCGGAGAUGGAUGUGUCCACCAUCAGUCACUGUGAAGCCUGGUGAGGCCCGUCACGGGCCCUGGGCUAGCGGCCCGCCCCCGCGGACACCGGCCGCCGAGCCAGACGGCCGGCCGCCGGCAGCGGCUCUCGGUGGCGUCUUGUUUGGGUACUGAUUAUGGAGGAUCACAUACAGCCCAUGCUCCGUUUUACACACACACACACACACGUAGGUUUUUCUAGUCUCUGGCACGUGUAGCCUCCCCUGGUCCUAGAUAGACCGUCUUUUUGUAAGUUAUUGCGGCAGUUCACACAGCAGCCACCAGGGGUCUCUGUUUCCGUUACAAAUCUCAUUCUGUUUGGGCCAGAGAACCUAGCCUUUGCAAUCUCUCCAUCAUACGAAAUCUAGCAGGAUGGGACUCGAUCCUGUAAACUGUCUGGGGUUGGGACUUUCUGUCUUCUUUCUAUUGGUGUGAAUUGGUCAUUGGUGUUUGCUUUUGCUCUCCUCCAUUCUCUGGAACUACAACCCAGUCUUAUUAUGGAACUUCUAAAGUUUUUCUGAAUGUAUAGACAUUUCUCGGGGUCCUAUCUUUGUGUCUGAUGGACCAUUUUCCAUUUAAGACAUUUUCCUGUGUAAGACAGUUUUAUAGUUGGUUCCUUUUAGGGUAAAGAGUCUUAAGACAGUUUUAUUGUAUUUGUGGCAGGUUUGGAAAAGGUAAGAAAUGGGUCCCUCCUCCCGCUUUUUUGGGUACUUAAGACAUAAGAUUUAUUAUCCUAUUAAAAAUUAAAUUCAGCUUUGCUAAUCCUAAAAUCGUUCCCAAAUGAAAAUUUAUUCUAAGUUUACCCCCUAGUUGGGUCAUUCUACAAGGUCUCUCUUCAGGGACCAAUGGGGCUUAGGGAGCCCUAGUUAGAUUAAAGAGAGACAGAGCCCCUUAAAACUGAUCUCUAUUUAUCUGGACAAGGACAACUAAGAGAACUCUGGCCUCAUGGGCUUUAAAAUCUUUCCAAGGCCUGAAUUUUAAGAAAAUCAAAAAUUGGAUGCUGACUCUUUUGGACUCCCUUUGGCCUUUAUGGUUCUCCUCCAAAAAGCAAAAAAGCUUGUCUGCUUUAAUCACUCUCCAGAUCUGGUCCCAGCUCCCCCAACUCUCCCAGCAUCAUGCUGUCCCAGGGAGACCAGACCUAGGGAUGGGCACGCCCCAGGUUCAUGGGUCUCAGACGACUACUUGAGUUAAAGCUGAAACUCAUUCCUCUUCUCUGUUUUCUGGUGUUUAAAGCUGCACUUUUUGCCUUGUUUCUCACAGUUUAGGAAAGAUAGUGGGUUGCCAUUCAGAUAGGAAAAUCUAAAUUGUCUUAACUUUGGCCUAAAAGAUCCUUUCCGAAUCAACAUUUGGAAGCUGGUAGUCGUCUCUGUGGAAAACGGUAGGAUUUUCCUCCUUCAGCGUGAAGGAAAAGAGGAGCUCUAUGGAAAGUUGCUAGUUAGAAAAGCAGCCUGCAGCAUCAGGAAAAUCAUCCCAUGGGCCAGGAUGGAAAGAUGAAGAGCUCCUUCAGUGAGUGUGUCAGCCUGUGGGAGGCAACCCACAGUCCUCCGGAUUCUCAGCUUCUUUGCUCUGUGUGGUGGCCUGACCUGUCUGUCACCGGAACUUACGCAGGCCCUGAGCCAACAGAGGGCUUUCAUAGCCAAGGAUCUGUUUCCUUGCUGAAAAUGAAACCCCACCCUUCUCUUGACAUUCCUUCUGAUCCGACUGGUCAAAAUUGGUGCCCAUACCUGCCCUUUUCCUCUUUUCCUGGCAUGUCCUUCUCUCAAGAAAGAAAAGGCAAAGCCUCCCUAAUGACAACACCUUGGACCUGUUCCGUUGCUCCUGCCUUAGGUCUCUUUCAGCCCUGUACCUGACUUGCGUUCACCAUCCCCGCGGUCAGGGCCCAUCUGCUGAUCUGCAUCACAGACUGGACGAUGUGUGAGUGCUCAUCUGCUACCCCCUCUCCGGGCGCUGAGUUGUCUUCCCCUCUCUGGUGCUCCUGACACCGAUGAGAUGGUCCUACCCUGAGGACUAGGAACCCCAGGAGGAGAGUCCUCGGCAGAGCUCAUUGCGAUCAACUGGAAUCGAGGUUACACACUGUGAUUCUUACACCGAAAAGCCAAGCAGAGCUGGCCACCCAGGGUCUCGGGAGACCAGUCUUCCUCAGAUUAGCUUCCUAAACCAGCAUGAUGCUUCAAAGAGCCCCACUCUGCCCCUGGAGGCCUGGAUCCUUUUCCUGGUGUGGACUCGGAUGGGUCAGUCUUUGGGACACAGAGGUGGGGUGGAGCUACCAGCAUCCCAGUUUGAAAAAGAGAGGAGUUUGCAGCCAGCAGCCUGUAAACUGGAAACACUGGUCUCAGCCAACCUCCUCAGGGCGCCCUGGUUUCUCCCCAAAGAGAUGAGCAGAGAUGACGCCAGCAACAGGAUGAACAGACCACUGGAAGGGCUGGUGCAUACGUACUAUGUUCAGAAGAGAAGUUAGAUCUUCCAGGGAAUUGCAAUGUUGUGACGUCUGACUUGUAUGUCACGUUUGUGUAAAAUGGUAUAUUCUUUAAAAUAGUGUUGAUAACUGGAAUAUUGUAUGUAUGCUUGGAGAUGCUUUGUGUGAACCUAAGACUGUCACUCAACAGAUGUUGGAUUGGGGAAAAUCCAAAGCACAACUUCUAAAUAAAAUACAUUUUUAGGUUUC